This is a messenger RNA of Alternaria triticimaculans, 894 nucleotides long. RefSeq lists its product as uncharacterized. The transcript is spliced from 3 exons. Lineage: Eukaryota; Fungi; Ascomycota; Dothideomycetes; Pleosporales; Pleosporaceae. The coding region runs from base 1 to 894 and encodes 297 amino acids. The record is from RefSeq and is a predicted model, not a curated record.
AUGUUCCACAACCCCACCGCCUCAACCUACAAACACACCAACCCCUCCACAAACCCCUCCGUCGAGCCCUUCCACCGCAGCCUCCCCGACUACGCCAUCACCCCUCUAAUCCCCUUACCAGACCUAGCCCAAGAACUCAAUCUAGGCCACAUCCUCCUAAAAGACGAAUCCAGCCGUCUCGGCCUCCCCGCCUUCAAAAUCCUCGGCGCAUCCUGGGCCAUCCAAGUCGCCCUAACCAAAAAAUGUUCCCUCCCCAUCACCGCCACACUACAUGAACUAGGUGCAGCAGCGAGGAAACAAGGGGUGGAGUUAGUGACGUGUACGGAAGGGAAUUGGGGCAGGGCUGUAGCGCGGAUGGCCAAGUAUCUAGGUGUGAAAGCAGUGAUUUUCGUGCCUGAUUUUAUGGAUGAGGCGACGGCGGGGAGGAUUAGGGGUGAGGGCGCGACGGUGGUGGUUGUGGAUGGGGAUUAUGAUUUUUCGAUUGAGAAAGCGAAGGAGGAGGCGGGGAAGGGGGAAGGGGGGAUGUUGGUUAUGGAUGUGAGCUGGGAGGGGUAUGAGGAGAUUCCUGAGUAUGUAGUACAAGGCUACAUAACCAUGCUCACGGAAACCGACACACAACUCAAAGACAUGAACAUCAAACCCGUAACCCACGCCAUCGCCGCCGUAGGCGUAGGCUCCUGGGCACAAGCCGUAACCAGCCACUACAAGUCCUCAUCGCUCCCCCAACCCGCCACUGUCAUAACCGUCGAGCCAGAUACAGCAGCCAGCCUCAAGACGAGUCUGGAGAAAGGCAAGAUCACGCCUAUCUCCACCGGCCAUACAAUCUGCAACGGCAUGAACUGCGGGACGACGAGCACGACGGCGUGGGAGGUAUUGAGAAAAGGCGUGGAUUGA